AAAAAUACCCGACAAACCCGUAUUCUGAAAACCUAAUAAAGUACGGCGUCUGGUUUAAGAUUCUGAAUGUUUGAUGCCGAAAACCUACCUGUGACAGAUGAUAAGGACUCCUGCUCGGCCGUUUCCUUCCACCUCCCACUAUUCUGGUAGAAUUACUAGUUUUUGCUCCAUCGCAAAGAUCCAAAACUAGUAGGUGAGCUUUCUUCUUCCCAAACCAUCUAUGCUGAAUUUCUUCUGCAAAACUGUUCUCAAUGGGACUCAUUGCACCAUCAGGGCUGCCUUGGCAGCCCCCAAAUCAUUAUCAUAUUCCAGACACAUCUCAAGCACUUCAAACCAACACUCAUUUACAGUCUCCUAUCUCAUGAACUCAUGUGGAUUAUCCCCAGACACUGCACUAUCUGCUUCUCAACAUGUUAAUUUUGAAACCCCAGAUAGAGCAGACUUGGUCAUUGGCUUUUUCAAGAACCAUGGUUUCUCAGAAUCCCAAAUAUCAACCGUCAUUCAAAGAGUCCCUCCUGUGCUUUUAGCAGAUCCGGAGAAAACCCUUUUGCCCAAGUUGGAAUUUUUACACUCCAAAGGCUUUACAAGCUCUGAAAUUGUUGGAGUCGUAUCUAGAAACCCACCCAUAUUGGAGCGAAGUUUAAAGAAACAAAUAGUCCCUUCUUUUGUUUUCUUCAGGAACUUGCUUGGAACCGAUGUGGAGGCUGCUGCUGCUGUUAAACGCUUUUCGGGUAUUCUCUCUGCCGACCUUGACACUUUUGUGGCUAAUAUCGAUAUCAUGCGAGAAAAUGGAGUGCCCGAAACAAAUAUAGUUAAGUUUAUCAAAGAACACCCCCGAGUUUUCAUGACAGAUGCGGUCAGGUUUAAAAGAACUGUGGAGGAAGUGAAGGAAAUGGGUUUCAAUGCCUCAAACGUGAAAUUUGUUGAAGCUGUUUAUGCAAUGACAGGAAUGAGUAAAUCGACGUGGGAGAGGAAGGUUAAUGCUUAUAAGAGGUGGGGUUUAUCUGAGGCAGAAAUUAUUGUAGCGUUUAAAAAGCAUCCCUUGUAUAUUUUAGCUUCUGAGGAUAAGAUUGAGAGGGCAAUGGAUUUCUUUGUCAACAAAAUGGGUUGGGAGUCUUCGCUUAUUGUUGAGCGCCCGAUACUUGUGUUGCUGAGCUUGGAGAAGAGAAUUGUUCCAAGGACUUCCGUUAUUAAAGAUUUAGUGUCGAGAGGUUUGGUCAAGAAGGAUAUUUACUUACCUACAGUGUUCGAGUAUCAGGAGAAGAAGUUCCUGGAGAAGUUUGUGACGCCUUACAUGGAAGCUUCUGAGCUAUUGAAGCUGUACGAGGAAAAAGUGGAUCUUUCAGAGAUGGGAAGAGAGUGGAAUUUGUUAGGCAAAGAGUGAGAUGAAGGAGUUGUAGCCCAAAUUUUGGAGAAGCGAACUAGUCCAAAUUUUGUUUUGUAAUUUCUGCUGUUGGGAGAUCUGGUCAAGAUUAGGGUGACUUUGCCUGUUUGAGGAUCAUGAAAUACUCUUUUCUGCAGAAUUGUAUAAAAUGUUAUUGAGGAAGCUCCUUAUAUAUAUUGAAGCUUUAUUAAGGGAGAGAGCUUGGGCUGCUCUUGCAAAUGUUUGCAUCUUGAAUCCAAUUGCUUUAUGCUUCCCUUAUUCUGUUACUUGAUCCCAUUGUUCUUGAACUUGCUUUAGUUCAUAUCUUAGAGGGCAAUUCAUUCUA
Molecule: messenger RNA, 1709 nt
Organism: Juglans microcarpa x Juglans regia
Lineage: Eukaryota; Viridiplantae; Streptophyta; Magnoliopsida; Fagales; Juglandaceae
Exons: 1
Coding region: 221-1384 (387 amino acids)
Biological process (GO): regulation of DNA-templated transcription; chloroplast organization
Cellular component (GO): chloroplast
Molecular function (GO): double-stranded DNA binding
Source: RefSeq, a predicted model, not a curated record